UGAGGCACAUCCGGCUGGUACUCAGGAUACGUUCUCUCGCCACAUUUCGUUCGUUCAUCGUUGAAAUUCGUGUCAUUGGUGUCACAUCUGCCGCAGGGCUUAUACUGCAAACUCUGAAGGGGUGUCGGACCUUAUAGUGAAAAAUCGUAGUGGAUAUUAGCGUUUUGUCUGCAAGAAAGUGUCAACACUCACUUCAGUAUCUAUUAAAUUAAGACAGACAUGCAGUGCCUGAUAUACAUAUUGACUAUACUUUUCACAAAUGCAAUAUGUGGAAAUGGAAUUACGGUGACAAGUACCAUAAGUAAGAACUCGACCCUCGUGAGUUCACAGUCCGGCCGCCAGAAAAGAUCUUCCUGCGAGCCUGAUGUUGCCAUAGCCUUGGAGACACAGGUUCAAGUACUGAAGACGGGGAAAGACAACGUCGUCCUUUAUACCCGUCAAAAGAACCUGAAGUACAUCGAUGUUAAGCUCACGUUCACCUUCGGACAAGAGAUCAGACGCUUUUCAACCGAGAGGUGCGUCACUGACCCCUCGUGUUGGCAAGCGGUCAGAAUUCGUGCCCUCAGGAACCCCAAUGGCGUGAAGGCAUCGAAAUGGGCAGUCGAACUCAGCCUCGGGUCCUGUUCCUUCUACGAGACCUAUUCGCACCUGUACUGGGUCAACGCCUUCUACAGCAUGGGUAUUUUUGCCCAGGGUUCCUCGGAAUGGUACUUCACACUGAGGGGCCUAGGCUGCUCGGCCCACUUGAACCCUACCCACUGCCCUCCUGCUGGGAACCCGAGUCUCCACGUCGCGGGGGCGGAAGGGGCGGCCUCUACCAGCAUUGGGAUCGUCGCUGCUUGUCUCUUGUUGUUAAUUAACAUCCUCGUCAUCGUAAUACUGUACAAAAGAUGCAGGAUACGUUCAGAAUCCAGUUUGCGGUUGACACAGAUCGGUGUAGAAGACGACAGCAGCAUAGUGAGUAGAAAUGCCCCAUCGCGAUCGGGGGAGGGUAACCUGUACCUCCCCCCUUACCCAAGAACCACGGUCGGCCCUCACCCAGUAACCAAUCCACUUAGACGAUACCCCGAACCUCCUUUAAUACCUGUCGGGAACGCUGAAGGCCCGAGCUACCUGUACGUCGCGAAACCCAACGUCAGGCCCCAGUGCCAAACGUCAACGUGCCCGAGACGACCCAGGCAUUUCUUAGAAAACGGCUCUCAAAGCACGUAUGAUGAUGUAAGCAAAGAAAGUGGUCACGGUCAGUAUGAUGACGUGGACGAAGACUGCAUGCUAGCCCAGCCUCGUGUCUUGUAUAGUAACACCGUCAUCGAGCGCCUGACGGGAAAACCCACUCCGCGCUUUCAACAGACUGAGAGUAACCAUUACAUUGACCUGACUGGAGAGUGAGGCUGGGACGGUUUAGAACACAUCUUACCAAAUAUGGUAAAAGUAACAUCACUGUUGUUCGAUUAUUGUAUUCGCAAACAUGAUGAGGGAAUUUCAAUGACGGUAAUGAUAGUUGGAGAUUUGAUGAUAAUGAUGAUAGUGAUAGUAAUAGUAUUACUGGUAAGCACAGCAAUGGUAAUAUUGAUAUCAUUAUGGCAAUAAAAAUGGUAACAAAAAUAUUUUUGUUAUUAUUGUCAUUCUUAGUCUUAUUAUUAUCAUUGUUUUUAUUAUAGUUAUUAUUACUAUUAUCAUCAUUAUUGAUAUAAUCAUCAUUAUCAUUAUCAUUACUAUUAUUAUUAUCAUCAUUAUCAUCGUCAUUGCCAUUAUCAUCAUCAUUAUCAUCGUCAUUGCCAUUAUCAUCAUCAUUGUCAUCGUCAUUGCCAUUAUCAUCAUCAUUAUCAUCGUCAUUGCCAUUAUCAUCAUCAUUAUCAUCGUCAUUGCCAUUAUCAUCAUCAUUGUCAUCGUCAUUGCCAUUAUCAUCAUCAUUGUCAUCGUCAUUGCCAUCAUCCUCCUCAUCAUUAUUAUCAUUAUUGUUAUCAUCAUUAUCACCGCUAUCAUGAUCACUGUUGCGUUGCUGCUCUUAUCAAUUCAGUUCAUUUAUUGCAUUGUCAUCACUUUUACUAUCGGUAUUUUUAUCACUGGUCACGUUAUCAUUUCAUCAAUAUAGUUAUUUCUAAUCCUAUUGUCAAUAGCAUUAUCAUCAGCAAAUAAAUUUUUAUUGUGGUAUCCCCCCCCCCUUCAAUAGACAUCCGUGGGUAUGGCAUUUGCAAUAAAUCUUUCUUAUAAAAAGUGAUUCAUUUAUGAUAAUUUGUCACCGACCAUUCAUAUUUCGAUAUUCUAUUUUACAAUUAACACUAAUGAUCAAAAUAAUUUUAGCGGACAUGCAUACAUUUCCAUUUACUUGUUUAUAUGCAAAUUACUAGAUUAUAGCUUGCAUGACUUAAACCGUUAGAAAUUCUAAUCAGAAAUAAUUGAUUAUGCAAUCACAGAUCAUGAAUAUAAUUAGUUAUUACGAUAUAUUCCUGUUGCUCUCCUGUUCUGCCUCGCCCUGACCUUUGCUUGUUACGCCACAGUGUUCUCAGAAGCCAUAAGUGCUUAAUAAUACUAAUCAUUUUAUUGUGUAGUGAAUUUGAUGUGAUGGUUGCACUGGCUACAACAAACCUCAUUAUAUGUCGUAAUACCUGCAUGUCUGAAAAAAAAACACUGAAAGCAAAAUGAGAAAUAUGGAUAAAAUUACAACCAUUGUUAUAACACUGAUUCAAACUCUUGUAGGAUUUAAUGAGAACAAAUUAAAUGCCUUUGAGAUUAUCCAUUGCACUAUCGGUUGCUGCAAGAAAAACCUGGACGGCAGCUCCUUCACUGGCAAUGGCCGCGUGCAUGAUGUCAAACUGAGACGGGACGUAAUCGUGCUUGAAGUGUUAAUGCAGCUGCUUCCGGACCUCAUUAUUGCAUCAUAUUACCACUUAUCUAUUAGGAUAUGUUUCAAGUAAAUAACAUGAAGUGUGCCUGUUGGUUAUAUUUUUUUAAAAAUGAAGAACAUCAUCCAUCGCAAUAACCAGGCAGAUAGUGCAGAUCUUUACAUUCGAGAGAGAUAG
Penaeus indicus is the source of this 3023-nucleotide messenger RNA. RefSeq lists its product as uncharacterized. Bases 220 to 1389 code for a protein of 389 amino acids. The record is from RefSeq and is a predicted model, not a curated record. The transcript is spliced from 2 exons. NCBI's taxonomy places the organism in Eukaryota, Metazoa, Arthropoda, Malacostraca, Decapoda, Penaeidae.